Molecule: messenger RNA, 4002 nt
Organism: Octodon degus (degu)
Lineage: Eukaryota; Metazoa; Chordata; Mammalia; Rodentia; Octodontidae
Gene: Tmem132e
Product: transmembrane protein 132E
Exons: 9
Coding region: 10-3222 (1070 amino acids)
Source: RefSeq, a predicted model, not a curated record
GCCCCAGAGAUGUCGGGCCGUGGUGGCGCCGCCCUGCUCUGCCUCUCGGCGCUGCUCGCCCACGCCUCCUGCCGCUCCCACUCAGCCAGUCCCACCCCGCCAGGGCCGCACGCCAGCCCCGUGCUGCCGGUCAGCUACCGCCUGUCCCACACGAGGCUGGCCUUCUUCCUGCGAGAGGUGCGGCCCCCGUCACCAGCAGCGUCCAAUGGCUCCCUACAACGCUCUGAGCCCUUCGUGGUGUUCCAAACCAAGGAGCUGCCGGUCCUCAACGUGUCCCUGGGACCCUUCAGCACCAGCCAGGUGGUGGCACGCGAGCUCCUGCAGCCGUCUAGCACCCUGGACAUCCCCGAGCGCUUGACAGUCAACUGGAAGGUACGCGCCUUCAUAGUGCGUGCGCGCGUGCCCGCCUCGCAGCCUGUGGCGCAGGUGCUGUUCUACGUGGCUGGCCGUGACUGGGACGACUUCGGCGUCACCGAGCGGCUGCCCUGUGUCCGCCUGCACGCCUUCCGCGAUGCCCGCGAGGUCAAGAGUUCCUGCCGUCUCAGCGGGGGCCUGGCCACCUGUCUGGUGCGCGCUGAGCUGCCCCUGGCCUGGUUCGGGCCCCCAGCGCCCGCUGUGCCACCAAGCGCUCGCCGCAAGUCUCCAGACGGACUGGAGCCCGAGGUAGCUAGCGAGGCCCAGCAGGCAGAACUCUAUUACACGCUGCACGCCCCGGACGCGGCUGGCGGUUGUGGGGGCUCGCGGCGGGGCCCCGGACAGGGCAUGGGCUCACGGGCAGAGAGCCCCACACAGCACCCGCUGCUGCGCAUAGGCAGCAUCAGUCUAUUCCGCCCACCGCCGCAAAGGACGCUGCAGGAGCACCGGCUGGACGGCAACCUGGUGAUCCGCCUGCCGGACCGUCCCCUCAAGCCGGGGGAGGUGCUCAGCAUCCUCCUCUACCUGGCCCCCAACUCCUCCUCGCCCUCCACCCCCAGCGUGGAGCACUUCACUCUCAGGGUGAAGGCCAAGAAGGGCGUGACCCUUCUAGGCACCAAGUCUCGGAGUGGCCAGUGGCACGUGACCUCGGAACUGCUGACUGGGGCGAAGCAUUCCACGGCUACUGUAGAUGUGGCUUGGGCCCAGGGCACACCCUUGCCCCCCUGGGAAAGCCAGGGUCCCCUGGAGAUCCUGCAGCUGGACUUUGAGAUGGAAAACUUCACCAGCCAGUCAGUAAAGCGCAGGAUCAUGUGGCACAUUGACUACCGUGGCCAUGGUGCCCUGCCUGACCUGGAGAGGGCAGUUACAGAGCUGACAGUCAUUCAGCGAGACGUGCAGGCCAUUCUGCCCCUGGCCAUGGAUACAGAGAUCAUCAAUACAGCCAUCUUGACAGGCCGGACCGUGGCCAUCCCUGUCAAGGUCAUUGCCAUCGAGGUGACCGGUCUGGUCCUAGAUGUCUCUGCCCUAGUGGAAUGCGAGUCUGACAAUGAGGACAUCAUCAAGGUGUCCAGCAGCUGCGACUAUGUAUUUGUGAGUGGAAAAGAGUCUCAAGGAUCCAUGAACGCCAGGGUCACCUUCCGCUACGACGUCCUCAGUGCCCCCCUGGAGAUGACAGUCUGGGUCCCAAAGCUGCCCCUGCACAUCGAACUCUCUGAUGCCCGCCUCAGCCAAGUAAAGGGCUGGAGGGUGCCUGUCCUUCCAGACCGGAGGUCAGCCCGGGAGAGCGAAGACGAGGAGGAAGAGGAAGAGGAGCGGCGACAGAGUGCCAGCAGGGGCUGCACCCUGCAGUACCAGCACGCCACCCUGCAGGUCUUCACCCAGUUCCACACGACGUCCUCUGAGGGUACUGACCAAGUGGUCACCAUGCUGGGCCCAGACUGGCUGGUGGAGGUCACGGACCUGGUCAGCGACUUCAUGCGCGUGGGCGACCCCCGCGUGGCCCACAUGGUGGACAGUAGCACGCUGGCCGGCCUGGAGCCAGGCACCACUCCUUUUAAGGUGGUGUCCCCGCUGACAGAGGCUGUGCUGGGAGAGACGCUGCUGACAGUGACAGAAGAGAAGGUCAGCAUCACACAGCUGCAGGCCCAGGUGGUAGCCAGCUUGGCCCUCUCCCUGCGGCCCAGCCCUGGGAGCAGCCACACCAUCCUGGCCACCACAGCUGCACAACAGACCCUCAGCUUCCUCAAGCAGGAAGCCCUUCUGAACCUCUGGCUCUCCUACAGCGACGGCACCACAGCCCCGCUCUCCCUCUACAGUCCCCGGGACUACGGGCUGCUGGUGAGCAGCCUGGACGAGCGGGUGGCCUCCGUGACCCAGGACCGGGCCUUUCCGCUCGUGGUGGCUGAGGCCGAGGGGUCAGGGGAGCUGCUCCGUGCCGAGCUCACUAUUGCUGAGAACUGCCAGAAGACCAAGCGCAAGAGCGUGCUGGCCACUACGCCAGUGGGCUUGCGGGUUCACUUUGGGCGGGACGAGGAGGACCCCACCUAUGACUACCCGGGCCCCAGCCAGCCGGGGCCUGGCGCGGGGGAGGAGGAAGCCCGAGGAGCUGGUCCACUAGGCACAGCGGUGCCCGCACUGGAGGGCCCCGGCCUGGGCACCUCCAAUCCAGCCGUGCCACCCACAGAAGACUUCCUGCCGCUGCCCACCGGCUUCCUACAGAUGCCACGGGGUCUGACCGACCUGGAGAUCGGCAUGUACGCCCUGCUGGGCGUCUUUUGCCUCGCCAUCCUGGUCUUCCUCAUCAACUGCAUCGUCUUUGUGCUUCGAUACCGGCACAAGCGCAUCCCGCCCGAGGGCCAGACCAGCAUGGACCACUCCCACCACUGGGUGUUCCUGGGUAACGGGCAGCCUCUGAGGGUACAAGGUGAGCUCUCCCCUCCGGCUGGCAGCGCACUGGAGACUGUGCCCGCCUGCUGCCACGGUGACCACCACAGCAGCGGCAGCUCACAGACCAGUGUCCAGAGCCAGGUGCACGGCCGGGGCGAUGGCUCCUCCGGUGGUUCGGCCCGGGACCAGGCCGAGGACCCUGCCAGCUCACCCACCUCUAAGCGCAAGAGGGUGAAGUUUACCACCUUCACCACGCUGCCCUCGGAGGAGCUGGCCUAUGACUCAGUGCCUGCUGGUGAGGAGGAUGAGGAGGAUGAAGAGGAACUGAGUUGGGCCUGCCCGGAUGUGGCGGGCACCACAAGGCCUACUCCACCUCCAGACCUGCACAAUUACAUGCGUAGAAUCAAAGAGAUUGCAUAGAAGCACCUUCCCGGGUGGUCGGGACGUCCACCACGCAGUCUUCUCCGGGUGAGAAUCGGCCAGGACUCCAGCUCACAUGGAUCCAGGGCCAGCUGAUUGAGUUUAUAUCCCUUGCCCUGCAGCUUUGCUCUGAGCCAGCAGCCACCUCCUGGUCCUGUCAGUCGCCCACCUUGACCCUCUCACGCCCCCUGCCGGUGGAGGUCUGCUUCCUCCCAGGUUUGCAGGAGGAGUGAUCCCAGCCUAGCUCUACCCUUCUAGAACCUCUGCCCUGCCUCCAGCAUCACCAGCCCCAAGAGCGAGGCUUGGAGGACACCGGGUCUGGGGCGAGGUGGGCCCAAGCUGUGUCCGGCCCUGCCACCCAAGCACCCUGUCUUCCCCCCAUGCGGGGCGACCUGGGGGUGUUGUGUCACAGGCUGCACAAAGACUUUUCUCAAACCAAUAUUCAGGGAUUUCCAUCCUGCAGGGUGGGAAGAUGGCAGCAACCCGCCUUGCCAAGGAUAUUGCUUCGGACAGAUCGUUUGGGGGACAGCUGUGGGAACUGCCGGCAUCCAGGAGCCCCCAGGGCCCUGGGGCUGACUCUACAGAGGGGCCUGGUACCAAGGAAGCACCUUCCUGGGCUCUUCCAGGGCUGUGGCAGGUCCCCAGGCAGGAGGAGUCCUCGACUCUGUCUCUGGCCACACUUCAAUCCCAUGCUGUGGUCCUCAGGAGCAAAGGAAACUGGGUGUCCCUCCUCCACAGCAGGAGGGACACUGGCACGCCUUAACCGCUGGCUGUGCUCAC